This is a messenger RNA of Choloepus didactylus (southern two-toed sloth), 854 nucleotides long. RefSeq names its product WAP four-disulfide core domain 1 (gene WFDC1). NCBI's taxonomy places the organism in Eukaryota, Metazoa, Chordata, Mammalia, Pilosa, Megalonychidae. The record is from RefSeq and is a predicted model, not a curated record. The transcript has 7 exons. The coding region runs from base 1 to 519 and encodes 172 amino acids. Gene Ontology annotation, biological process: regulation of cell growth.
AUGUAUACGGGCCAAGGACAGCUUCCCUGGAGCCCCUCCACGACCCUGCCCCUCCGCCCCCCGCGGAUGCUGCCGCCCGGAGCCUGCCAAGCCCCGAGCUGCCGGGGGGACGCCGGGUGCUCACAGCAGGAGGUCUGCUGCUACAACGGCUCACCUACACCUGCAUGGAAGCUGUGCAGCCCCCCGCCAGUUCUAGACUGGCUGGUGCAGCCGAAACCCCGACGACUUGGCGGCAGCAGCUGGCUCCUGGACGGCCCCGAGGAGGUGUCACAAGCAGAGUCGUGCAGCACCACCGUGGACGAGGAGGGGGAGGAGCUGCUGCUCUGUCCCUCGGGCUUCGAGUGCCUCAUCCUGGUCCCGGAGGACAAGGACAAGGGCAUCCCCAACCGCGGCCAGUGUGUCAGGGAGCCGCAGGCAGAUGGGCAAUUCCUACGCCAUGAAUUUCCCAAGGAAUACCCAGACGGCGACACAAAAAACGUGGCAGAGCAUGGAAAGGGACGACAGGGGAACUUUCCAUAAAGCAACAACCCACGGCUGAUUUGCGAGAACGUUCCUCCAGCUUCCUACUGAGCCUUGGGAACCCUUGGGUCACCACAGUUUGAUCCCCAGAGGCCCAGCUUGGCUGAGUGGGAGCCCGGGUAGUCUGAACCCCACUGGUCUCUGCCUUCUUAUCCGGGAAUGACUUAGGAGAGACCCCCAAGACCUUCGCCCUGAAGGGGAGCUGCCACCUCUGGGUGCCCCAGUGGAGCCCCUCCUAAGAGUUCGGGGUCUUGGUUAUUCACAUAUAUUCAGGGACCCUUGUACCCAUCCCACAUGUUCUCAAAAUAAACCCAUUCAUCAUAACAUGGAAAUGA